Molecule: messenger RNA, 4713 nt
Organism: Sipha flava (yellow sugarcane aphid)
Lineage: Eukaryota; Metazoa; Arthropoda; Insecta; Hemiptera; Aphididae
Exons: 28
Coding region: 1-4713 (1570 amino acids)
Biological process (GO): negative regulation of cell population proliferation
Source: RefSeq, a predicted model, not a curated record
AUGGUUGAAAAUAUAAUCGAAGCCGUGGAUAGUUCUAAAGAAGAUUAUACGGAAAAAAUAUGUAUACGGGAAAAAAUUUCAGGUAAAAAGUCGAAAUUGGAGCAUGGAGUUCCACUAACGGUCGAACCUAUAAUAGUGCAUGACGUGAGUCACAUUGUUAUCGAUGCAUUUAGAGAUUACUUAUAUCGCGAACUUCCCGGCAACAAAAGAAAAUUAUUCGACUCACAGGAGCUCAAAGAGCAUUUAUCUUUAAUUGAAGACAUCCGGCGUGCGGAAAAAGACGUGAUGGAAGUACAAGAACUCCUUUUAAGGAUGGACGACAAAGGUGGUAGUUAUGGACUGAAGUCGUGGAACGUUGAAAACUACUUCCUCCUAUGUCCACGAACUUUCGUUAAAAACACGAACGAGAAAAAAGAAAAUGAAAACGUCAAGAAACAAGCAACUGUCGUAUACGGUAUUCACACAAAGCUGAGACAACUCAGGUUGCAUUUGAACAGAGUACGACCUAGGUUAGACGUACAAUGUCACAAGUCCAAAAUCGUACAGACACAUCCGGUGGUAGAAAACCCCAAAGAGAUAAGCUUGUUUGUUAAUACCAAUAUUGUUCGCUUUAAACGUUUUUUUCCUGGUGGCAUUUAUAAGAAAACCAUUACGGUCAUAAACAUGGGGGAACGGAUGACACGAUUCGAGUUGUCGACGUACGGUGGUGGUUCGAACGGAGCGUUCGUUUACGAGUAUGCGCCCAGACGUCAACUAGCAUCCGGCAUGAAGGCCAAAAUUACCGUGACGUUUAAAUGCACGUCGUUGGAGGACAUUUACGAAUUGAUGAUCAUUAAGUCGUCCAAAGGAAAUGACAGAACGAACGUUCUCGUGUGCGCGGAAAAUUCAGUACCAGUGUUACAAUAUACCACGUUAAGCUACAAAAUGGAUUCGUCCCCUCUUGACGACCCGUCCGAUCAAAGUCCGCCGUCCGCGUGCGUGUUCGAGUGCAACGCCUGUCUGGUGGGUGCCUCGAAAACGAUCACGGUCAUGGCGAGAAACGUUGGACGUUCCGCAAAAUUUGUUUGCGUCUCCGAAGACGUUUGGUAUACGAAAUCGGUCGAGAACUUUGAAUGGAAUGAACCGAUGAGUAUGGGUGCAUUUAAAAUUACACCUUCAAUAUUCGAAAUUAAUCAUGAACAAUCAAUAGAUCUAAAGGUUACGUUUGAACCACGCUUGCAAUCGUUUUAUUGUUCCAGAUUUAUAAUUAUAUCAGAUAAUUCAUGCGCACAUGAAGUGAACGUGUUUGGCAACGGUCAGAUGUUUGGCGAAGAUUGGAAUAUUCAGUUGGAGGGACAAAAUUUGGUGCAACUGCUCAAUGCCGGGCCUGGAAGUUACGUGCUUGACAUGGGAAAAAUUGGCGAGGUCGUCCGAUACGUGUACGCGAAAAACAUGAGUCGUAUAAAAUAUCCGUAUCGGUGGACCAUUAAUCAUACAAUCAUCAACCCAGGUUUAAAAAACGCCAAAGUAAAUUUCAACAUUCAUCCGUCAGCUGGGUGCUUGGACGCGGUAUCGAAAACGAUGUUUCGAGUGGAAUGCAGUGUUACAGACAAGAUGACCACUGAAAAGCUCACCGGCGUAUACCGUGUAAUUGCUACUCUGAUGAUUGAUGAUGUCCCUAAAGAAAGUAUAAGUGAUAUAGAUGAAUUUUUUGAAGUACGAGAAGACAAGUAUUCAGAGUGUAUAACAUCCAGGAGCUCUUCUGAGUUGGUGUCGAUAAGAGUAGCAGAACUCGAAGUUAUAUCUGAAUACAAAGGGGAAGAACGCGUGUCAUUACAUACCGAUCCUAUAGUACUGGACUUAAAUUGGCACAAAAUGGAGAUGGGCGCGUGCGUCCGGGAAACGGUACACUUCAUCAACGCCGGGACGGGCGCCGUGCACGUAACGUGGACGCCGGACGAAGAAGACGACGCCGCCACCGGCACCACCAUGACCGUGGACCCUGGGCGGUUCGACGUGACGACGGACAGGGUUGCGGUGGACGUGUACGUCCGUGCCGCGCGCCCGGGACGGUUUCGUCGCGCGCUGAGGUUCCGGGCCGUCAACCGGGACGGUGACGCGCGCGACGUGGUGGUGUACGUGCGCGGCACCGCGGAAACGGCACCGGAAGUGCACGCCUGGCCCGCGUUCGCGUCCACGUGCCUCGGCCCGGCGUGCACCGGUGUGCCACGCGCGUACCCCGUUCGUUUCCGGGUGAAGUCGUCGUCCGGCCCGUUCCACGUGCGCAGACGGGUGUACGAGUGCGACGCUUCGGGCGCGUGGAGUCCGCGAACCGACGGCACGCACACUUUCGGCCCGUUCGGUCCGGCAACGACGACGUUGAACCUCCCGACUCCGGUGGCGACCCAGGAGACCGGCAUGAUAUCAUACCAAUUAGCGGAAUGGAUGUUCGGCGAGUCAAGGACAGUGUACACGCAGGGCAUGACUUACGUCGAGCCGCCGGACGUGGUGCGACUGAACAUCGAAGUUAUUAUCAUCGACAGGUCCCUGUACAGAGGCGUAUCACACAGUCACAAAGGGAUUCGAUUGCUGAACAAUAUGCAAUGCGAUUUUGCCUACUCCUGGGGCACUCCAUGGGGAUCCGACUCUAAUAAUAUGCACUGCGUGCUAGAGCCCACCAAUGGGACGGUCAACAGCAAAGGGUCCGUCGAAUUCGAACUGAUCAUCACCCCCAGGACAACCGGACACUUGUGCAACUAUUGGAUACCGUGUUUCGUACAGUGCGACGCACUCACGCCUCGUCAACUCCGUGUCGAAUGCAUAGUGGCAGAUUUCAGUGCCACAAUCACAUACGUCGACGAGUAUGACAGGCAACGGACCGCCGAGUGGCACGAAAAUGUAAAUCAAUGGAUACUCGAUAAUGGUGUAGACGAAAUCGAUGAAAUUGGAAAUGCAGAGUAUUUAGAAUCCGAAAAUGGUUCAUUUUCGACGACAAAGUCUUUAAGCAAUUUAGAAGAGGAGAAUAUUUUGCGAAAAAUCACAGAGUCGGAAGACCACCGGCAGCAGCCUGCGAAAAGGCCUUUUGCGGGACGGCCAAGACGUGAAACACGCGUACGGUCACCGGCGAUGGACAAUGGUGGACACCGAGAGUCCGACUUACCGGUAAUGGCGUUCGAAGACGUCGAAUGCAACACAGCCGUGGAACGACGCGUGACCAUCCGGAACAAUGCGGAAACCGUUUGCCGGGUGAGGUCCACAGUGCUCGGUCGCGGCGGUCAGCCGUCAAUGGACGGAACAUACGCCGGACACACAGUAGAGUGUGCGGAAUUGGUGCCCUUGGGAAGGAAACGUUGCUGCAGGAUAUGGAUAGAAAGGGACGACGAGGCGUUAUCCGGAAAUGAAGAGCUCGAGGUGUCUGUAAGGGUGCUGACCACGGCUUGGGGCCAGUACGAGGACACGGUGUCCAUCGAAUUACAAGUAGGCACCGAGAUCCUGCCGGAACUCCGUAUACCGAUCGUUGUCCGAGUCAUAACGGCGCCCUUGGAAUUUCCCCUAGCCGUGGACCGUAGCCAACCGACCGUCAAUUUCAACCUCUAUUCGACGGACUCGGAACACCGACUGCAAAUUUUAAACAAGAGUGAAAUUCCAAUUCAAAUUUCUUGGCGCAUAUAUAAUAAAAGCGAACAAAACAGGCCGUUUGGAGUGGUAUUUGAUACUUUAACUCCAAAUCUACCGAAUCUUUGGUCAUUUAGAAUUGGCCAAUUUUAUGGAUUGGAAUUGCCCCGAUAUUUUAUGAUCAAGCCAAAGAUUUUGAAACUAGGACCAAGUGAACUAGGAUUUGUAACGUUUUAUUUAGAUCGAACUACAGAAAUAUAUCUUAACCGCGAUAAAAAUAAUAUGGUGUACGGAAAUGCAGUCGGUAUAGUGACUGCUCUCGAACCAUCAGAAAAAUACUGCAUAAGAAAAGAUGGAUUCAAACUAAGACCCGCUGUAGUAAAACUUUCCUCGGAAACAAGGCAUUCAAUACAACCGAACUUGGUCUUACGAGAACUAGAUAAUACUUUCAAAAUUUCGGCGUCCCAAAUUCAUAACUCUCAGUCACCCUGUCAUACGGUCACUCAGUUGUACACUAUGCUGAACCUUUUACGAUAUCCUGCAACGAUUUCAUUCGAGGUGAAUAGCCCGUUCUCGAUUAAGAAGUUGCGAUCCAUAAGAUGUGGUGACUGUCCUGGAAAUACUAAAAUACGAGUGUUUUAUGAAGAUUUACUUGAAAUCGAACUACAAGUUAAUAUAGAUAUGAGAGACGUCCCAAUACCUAAAAUGCCUUUAACAAUUACAACCAGAAAAUCCACAGCAGAAGGACGUCUAUUUGCUCAUUGCGAAAACAGUUAUUUUAAACCUAAGACGGUCGCCCUGUUCAAGGCUCACAUAUAUUUUCCUAUACUAAAACUGUCAACGAAGUAUAUAAAUUUCGGCGAAGUGGUCGUGAGGGAGACUAAAAGCAUGGACGUGAUGUUAUCUUCUUAUCCAGGGCCUGAGCGUUUUGUUACAAGCUCGAAAGACGACGUGUUCGCAAUAUCACCCGGAGACGGUGUCGUAUCUCACAUGCCAACCUCGCUCACAAUCUCGUUCAGACCUAAAGCUCAUAAGAGGUACUCAAACAAAAUUGAAAUUUGGACAACAAUACCGAUGGAUGUGAUUUAUCUCAAAGUAUCUGGAUUUGGAAUCAAAUAA